AGACCUUCCUUCUUCUCUCCUUGACUCAAACACAUUCUGAUACAUUCAACAUACACCUAUGGACAUAUUCAUGUAAACAGGGUUUUGGCUAAAUGAGCCGUUUUAACUUUUUUUUUUAUUCUUGUGAAGCCCUUUGAAAUUUCAAAUUUUUAUUUAUUGUAUUAACAGAAUAGAAUCAAGAGAGCAGCGGCACUAGAAACUGCAUGUCUUCUUGUGCCUCUCAUGUAGCUCCUCCCACCUACAGCAGAUUUACUUUUCACUUGCUAAGGAGAUACUGAGAAAGAUCCAGUCUCGGGAGUUGCUAAAGUCAAAUUAAAGAGGAGCAAUCCGGGAGAGUCCACCAAGUGUCAACAUGAUCGACUUGAGUUUUUUGACACAGGAAGAGUCUGAGAAGAUUAUGGCUGUGCUGAAAAGAGAUGCUGAGCUGAAAAAGGCUGAGGAGAAACGAAUACAGAACCUACAGAGGACUGUUGCUGAUAAAAGCCAGCUGAAAUGUCUGACUGGAGAAUGGUUCUAUGAGUCUAAGCAGCUUCGGCAUCAGGAGUGCAUCCAUGGCUCCGAUAUCAUCAGGGCUUCCAUUAGACGCAAGUCUAUACCACUGACCAAAGUGGAAGCCUCUCACACACUGACUAAAAAGUCCACUUUUGGAACCAAUGAAAGGAAGGGAGCUUCUGAACCAUCCUCACCCUGUAGACUCAGGGAAGAACCCAACAUUGCAGGGUAAGUGAAUGCUUUCAUCAAA
Messenger RNA from Cyprinodon tularosa, 742 nucleotides. Its product is annotated as synaptotagmin-like protein 2. The transcript is spliced from 4 exons. Gene Ontology annotation, cellular component: exocytic vesicle; plasma membrane. Bases 353 to 724 code for a protein of 123 amino acids. Gene Ontology annotation, molecular function: neurexin family protein binding; small GTPase binding. The record is from RefSeq and is a predicted model, not a curated record. Gene Ontology annotation, biological process: intracellular protein transport; exocytosis. Lineage: Eukaryota; Metazoa; Chordata; Actinopteri; Cyprinodontiformes; Cyprinodontidae.